AUGAGUGAUACGAAAGACAUCGAAAAAGACACUUCAAUUCAAGCGCCUAGGCCGUCCUCUCCUAGGAAAUUUUUCGCGCGUAUAUAUGGACAUUUAGAAGAUUCGAGUGUUACACAGGAACGUCCGCAGCGUACGGAGAGUGAAUCCUCAUCGGAUUUGGAGAUUGGAGACGUUGAACCUAAUCAAGGGAACAGGUUCCAACAGCUGUGGCCGGCAUCUCCUCUGCCAGUGUGUCCACGUCCUAUUUUGCUACCCCAUCAUCAACUAGCGUUUGGCGCGGGCUUAGCAGCAUUUCUUGCACGUAGAAGACGAAAAGAAAGUCGACCACGGCGGCAACGUACCACCUUCUCAGCGCACCAAACUCUGCGAUUGGAACUUGAGUACGCUAGAGGCGAAUAUGUUGCUCGUGCUAGACGCUGUGAAUUAGCAUCUGCAUUAUCACUCAGUGAAACACAAGUAAAAAUCUGGUUUCAAAACAGAAGAGCUAAAGAUAAGAGAAUUGAAAAAGCUCAUCUAGAUCAACAAUACAGACAAUUGGCAGCAGCAUCAGGUUUCUUCCCCACAAUGCUGCCAUCGUACCCACCUCCGCCGUGCCCGUGCUUGCCAGUGCAACCGCCACAUAACGAUAAAUAAAUAUAAUGUAAAUUCUUAUCCACUAUCUCCAUUCUUAAAUAUAUACGGCAAAACCACAUUUGCCAUAAUAUGUAAAAUUGUUUAUUAAACACGAAUAUUACGUUUUUCCGCAUGAUUGCAUUGAACAUUGUGUUACGUAAAGACGAAAGUUUCAUGUGCAGAAAUUACAUAUGUAUCGUGUUUGUCAUUUAAAAAUAUUUAGCCAAAAAAGAACAGUUUGCAGCGCUAUUUAUUAAUUUAUAUAAUUAGUUCUAAAUACCAAAGGAGAACAAUUUUAAGUAUCGUAUGUAGGAACUAGGUACCUAUGACAAUGAAAAAAUGGCUCGAAAAAUAGAUUCUAGUCUACCCAUGACCACGUUCUGUGUUAUUUUAAAUUGCGUUUUUUUAUUUGUGAGCUACCAUGUGCAAAAAUGUAGGAGUCAAGUAUUUCGUAGAAAUCUUAUGGGCUUUCCAUGUAUUUAUUUUUUUUAAAUCUUUUUUUUUAAUGCCAAAUGUUUUUCUUCUUAAAAUCCGAGAAUGGCUCGUCUAAAUCAUCGUAUUGAUUUUCACGUUGUUUGAGGCACGUGGAUAAGGAGAGAAUAAACAUACCACGGAGGAUCCGGGACGGAUCUCUUGUUAAUUAUAAAAAAUAUAUAUUAAAUUGAAACUGUAAAUAAACUAGUCAAAGUUUUAACUUUUAGUGUAUGCUUUAAGAACU
Zerene cesonia (dogface butterfly) is the source of this 1330-nucleotide messenger RNA. RefSeq names its product homeobox protein rough-like (gene ro). The coding region runs from base 1 to 633 and encodes 210 amino acids. The transcript has 4 exons. Gene Ontology annotation, molecular function: DNA binding; DNA-binding transcription factor activity, RNA polymerase II-specific. The record is from RefSeq and is a predicted model, not a curated record. Gene Ontology annotation, biological process: regulation of DNA-templated transcription. NCBI's taxonomy places the organism in Eukaryota, Metazoa, Arthropoda, Insecta, Lepidoptera, Pieridae.